Punica granatum (pomegranate) is the source of this 876-nucleotide messenger RNA. The record is from RefSeq and is a predicted model, not a curated record. NCBI's taxonomy places the organism in Eukaryota, Viridiplantae, Streptophyta, Magnoliopsida, Myrtales, Lythraceae.
UUUUUUUUUUCUUUCCUCUUCUACAGUUAACUCGGAAUGGUCUCUCACUUCUUCUUCUCCCUCUAUAUAUGUAUAUCCCUCUCAAGCCGAUUGUAACAAAUCGCAAGGCUCAUUUAUUUUAGUAUGGUGCCGAGGGCGGUUGCAAGAAAGCAAGCUCUGGCAAAAAUGGAGAAGGAGCAUCUGCCACGAGGUUAUCGGUUCUAUCCGAAUGAAGAGGAGCUGCUCUCAUUCUACUUGCACAACCAGCUUGAGGGUCGAAACGCAGAACACAUACACCGAGUCAUUCCUGUCAUCGACAUUUACGAGAAAGAGCCACAGGACCUCCCCCAACUAGCGGGAGAGCUAUGCCGAGGGGAUACCGAGCAGUGGUUUUUCUUCGUGCCAAGACAGGAAAGGGAAGCAAGGGGAGGAAGGCUCAGUAGGAGCACGGCUUCAGGAUAUUGGAAGGGCACAGGGUCACCAGGUUAUGUCUACUCCUCAGAUCACCGGGUUAUCGGGUUGAGGAGGUCGAUGGUUUUCUAUUUAGGGCACGCCCAUACUGGGAGGAAAACCGAAUGGAAGAUGCAUGAGUACAAAGCUAUUCAAAGAACUUCCCACCAAGAUAUUCCCAAGUUAAGGCAUGAGUUCACAUUGUGCCGAGUUUACGUGAUUUCGGGGAGCUUCCGGGCAUUCGAGCGCCGCCCAGAGGUGGCGAUUCCCGAGGAGGCACGGCCCGUUGACGCUAGUGCAUCAGGAGGAGAAUACGGAGCAUCCAUGGACAAACCCGAAAGUUCGAGCAGGGCAGAUCCUACAAGUGGCUCGAAAGAGCCUAUGUGGGACUUGGAACAGCUGAACUUAGAUAAACUUAUAGACUUGUGGGAUUUUGACUCACCUUGA